Molecule: messenger RNA, 944 nt
Organism: Lucilia cuprina (Australian sheep blowfly)
Lineage: Eukaryota; Metazoa; Arthropoda; Insecta; Diptera; Calliphoridae
Exons: 6
Coding region: 102-803 (233 amino acids)
Source: RefSeq, a predicted model, not a curated record
UUAUUACCAGUUUUGUUUAAACGUCCAUUUGAUGGCAAACUGUUAAGACGUAUUUACAAACAACAAUUUUAAAUUUAUCUAAAAUAUACCGUUAUAUCAAUAUGUGGAGAUUUAUUUUAAUAUCAACAUGUGUUUUGUGGGGAGUUAUGAAUUCAGAAGCUGCUUCUAGAAACAUGAAAAAACGUGGAGUUGGUUCUUAUGCCGGUAGCUAUUCCAACUCGAACGGCGAGAAUAAUGGCUAUGUAGGUAAUUACAAUGACUACGAUGAUUUCAAUUAUGCUCCAGAUUUUGGAUUCAAUUUCUUGGAUCCUUAUGCUUUCCAUCAACAAUUGACAGCACAAAUUUUGGCUCAACAAGCUGCUACUCAAAAUGCUAUUGCCUCGACUAUAUCUAUGGGUGAUGCAACGGUGAUGGCAGAUGCUUCUAAUAUGCCUAAUGAUAUACCAGAUUAUGAUGAUCAAAUUCGUCGCCAACAAGCUGCUUUCUUCGAUAAUAUUAGACAUCAAAAUCAAUACAGCUAUAAGGGCGGCAAGGGUAAUCGUUAUGCUCCCAACUAUUCGGCAGCUGCCGCAUCUAUAGGACCCGGCGGUGGUUAUCAAACAGCUUUCAUUAGCCCUGAAAAUCCUGCUAUUCCCAACGUUAUCAAUCGUUUCGGUUCGACCAGUCCCGGUGGCUACAAGGGUGUCUCUGUUAGUUCUUACAGCUCCAGUUCAGACAUUAAUGGCAAAAAGACCAGUAAUCGUGGUUCACAAACGACAAUCAACGACAAUGGCCGCAUCACCACCUACAAGGUUAAUUCUUAAGUUGUGAGAUCACGACUAAAUUGUUUUAAUAAGUUCUACAUUUUUUUUACUUAUUUAUACUCGUAUAAAUUAUUUUAUUUAAUUAUUUGACGAAAUUUCUUAUUUAAUACUUUUUUAAUUUAAUUUAAAUUAUAUUCUUAU